GCUCUGCAUCUCUCCCUCCUCUCCCCUCCCUUUUCUCUGGCUAUCCAUUUGCCUGAGGACACUAAUCCAAGUCAUGGCCUCUCUUCGACCCUUAUCCUCGCUCAGAACGGGUCUGAAAGCAGCACCAGGCGUUGCUACUGUUGGAAGACGACACGCAGGCGGUGGAGGAGGAUUUAACGCACCAACCGGAUGGAUCUUUGGAGAAAGGCCCCCUCCCCCUGGACAGAGGAGGAAGAAGGAAAAUUGGGAACGCCUGUUCCACUGGGGUAUGAUCACGCCCCUUGUCCUUUUGGUCGCAUGGAAACAACUUGGACCCGAUACGUCCAUGGAGCCAUGGGCCCGGAAAGAAGCUGAGAAACGAAUGAGUGAACGUGGUGAUCUACCCAAGUAUACUCCCACCAAGGAGAACAUUGUCUCAUACGAAGAAUGGGACAGGAGGGAAGCGUCGAGAUUGUCAAGUCAAGGAAAGGGAGGUGAAGGAGCGCAUUGAGCCAAGGGUUAUGAUUCCCAAGAGGGCAGAGAUUUGAAAAGGUUGGGUCAACUUGGCAGAAUGCGAUUGAGACGUUAUGUAUAACAGAAAGGGAAGAGCUCGUGGUGGAAUAUGUGAUCUGAUCAUUCAAA
This is a messenger RNA of Kockovaella imperatae, 621 nucleotides long. RefSeq names its product ESSS subunit of NADH:ubiquinone oxidoreductase-domain-containing protein. NCBI's taxonomy places the organism in Eukaryota, Fungi, Basidiomycota, Tremellomycetes, Tremellales, Cuniculitremaceae. The record is from RefSeq and is a predicted model, not a curated record. Bases 74 to 490 code for a protein of 138 amino acids. The transcript has 4 exons.